Messenger RNA from Saprolegnia diclina VS20, 1566 nucleotides. RefSeq lists its product as hypothetical. Gene Ontology annotation, cellular component: dynactin complex. Bases 12 to 1379 code for a protein of 455 amino acids. The transcript is spliced from 5 exons. Lineage: Eukaryota; Oomycota; Saprolegniomycetes; Saprolegniales; Saprolegniaceae. The record is from RefSeq and is a predicted model, not a curated record.
CGUCACUUGCCAUGUCGAUCCGAUACGCGUGCGUGUGCGGCCGGCGCUACCCGCUGGCAGAGCUCUACUGGAGCGACUCGUGCAACAAGCUCGUGUGCCCAUGGCCGACGUGCUCGCUCCAGGAGAUCGACUCGUACUUUUGCCGCUUCCAGAUGGACAACCUCCCGUCCAAGGAGGCGGCGGCCUAUAAGAACCGGUCGGCGCGCACGUUUGCGUGCCCCGACUGCGCGACCACAUUGCAGACGAUCAAGACAGGCGACAAGUACAUCUUCUUCUGCGCCCACUGCCGCUGGGACUCGGAGGCGAUUUUGGCCGAAGAUGACCCCGACACGCUCAUGAUGGUCGCCAACACGCGCGAGCGCGACGACCACAUCUUUGAUACGCUUCUAUCGCACUACCAACAAGCGUCGGCGCAGCACGCAGCGGCGCACCCGACGAAGCCUCUCGCGUUUGGCUCCCUCGCACGGUUUGGCAAGCCCCAUUUUCAGGUCAAGGCGCCAUCGACCUUGGGCUGGAAGAUGGAGCAGCUCGACGAAAAGCUGCACAAGCGCAGCAUCGACAACGUGCUGUCGCCGACCGACCAAAAGCUGGCCGCCGCGCUGCGGGCCAAGUUCCCGAACCACAAGAGCUUCGACUGCGCCGACGAUAGCGACGCCGUCGCCGCGCUCGCGUCGAAGAAGUACAUGUCGACGAUCUCGACGUUGCACCAGCGCUAUCGCUGCAACCCGCUUUUGCAGAGUCGGGACGUGCCCGCGCUGUACCCGUCGCGGCCAGACCUCCGCGUGAAGCGGUCGUGGCGCUGUGUCGAAGCCAUGGCCAAGAACAACCCUGGCAUCCUCGUCAAGCCGCAGAUCAAUCCGAUGACAGGCGACAGCUCCAUGGUCGUGUCGGCGUCGUGGUGGAAGAAGGCGACGCUCGGCAUCCACUUUGUGCCCAACGUGACGAUCCAGACGCUUUGGGCGAACGACCACUGCUGGCUCCUCCUUGAAAACCCCCUCGAGGACGACAUUCUCCUCACGGUUGCCGCCAAAGCUCUCGAGAGCGACGAGGGUCCCCCUUUCAUCCCCGUCGUGCCCGCCGGUCCGCUUGCGAUCGGCGCAUACGAAGAUCCCAACUUGAUGGACACGUCGCCAGCCGAAGUCGCCAAGUUUGACGAUGUGACGUCGGACCCGACAAAGACGGUGCUCACGUCGCGCAACUACGCCAAGUUCAAAGUGCACAGCGAGAACGCGAUGGAUCCCGUUGCGUUCCAGCUCGAGUUUCACAUGUACAAGGUCGAAGACGAGGAGCACAUUGGCGCGGUCACGACUGUCGAAGGCCGCCCGCUGCUCGCCAUCUUCACGAUCGAUUUGGAGGUCCCCAUGGCGGCUCGCGUCUAACCAUGCGCGCUACGAGUCGAGAAAUGAAGUUCAUAUUGCAUGCUCGACCACUCGUAGCAUGCACCGAUUGCAUGCAAGCAUGUGCGAUGCUGGACGCUCGCCUGCAGGUCUCGCAAUCGUUCGCAUCAUCCUUUCUUGGCCACGCCCUCGACGGUAGCACCCCAUGCACUCACGCUGCGCGAGCCGC